UCUUGAGAUAAAAGCUUCUUGUUAUUAUCUUUUAAAAUAACAAAGGAUUCAUUAUUGUAGUGGUUUGGAGUAUUUACGCUCUCAUGUAAGAUUUUGGAUUCGAGUCCUAGCAUUUGUGUUGUGUGUGUGUUUAAUAUGCUAUUGUCCCUUUCAAUAGGAAAGAUCCUCAAAAAAUAAAUAAAAAUAAUAAUAUAUAUAUAAAAGAAAAAAAACUAAGAGUAGGACAUUUUUUGAGUGUCAAUUCACAUUCUAAUAUGCAGGGCUUAUAUUUGAAGUGAUUAAAAAUAUUUAUUCUGCUGCAGAGGUAGUUCAUCCCUCCCCAACUUGUAUCACUCCCCCCAAAAAAAAAAAUUCUAAUAUAACCUCCUCCUCCUGGCAGACCAAUUUUGAAUGGUGUCCCUUAUUUCUAAAAUCCCUAAAAUUGCGAAGUCGGAGACUGAGACUUUGGAGCAAAAGAAAAAAAGAGUCGGAGACAGAACCGUUCGGCAACAAAAAUAUCGUAAGGCAGACCCUCAACCAGAAGGCAGCAGCAGUAUGAGAUAAAUUUACAGAGGAAGCUCCGAGUCUUGUUCAGUAGAGAGGCGUUGCCGCAUAUCCAUCAAAAUCUCUGAGGCUUGGAAUCUCAUCGAAAUGCUCAUGACCCGUUUGCAAAAACUCACAACAGCAUCUGUUUUGAAAUGGGUUUCUUCUAGUUUUGCUGAAAACCACCUUAGAUUAUCAAGAACCCCACUUAAGCCAAUUUUCCCCAAUGUCCAAACCCUUAGGCUUUACAGUUCAAGAAGAGGUCUUGAAACUGAAAAUUCUGUAAACUUGGAGAACACUCUGACGUCCAAUGGAGAAAAUGCUGCUCGAAUUUCUCGAGUUAUUAUAAAAGAAGCACAGGCUGCGUUGUUGGAUUAUUUGCAUUGUACUAGAGGCUUGCAGUUCAUGGAUGCAGAAAAUAUGAGUAAAAACUCGCCACAUUUUCUUGAGAAGCUGUUGAGAAGGGUGGAUAAUGAAAAUGAAGAUGAAGUUGGGUGGUCAAUUGCCCGGCACUUGAGGUAUCACCCUAUUAAUGAGUUUGAACCUUUCUUUGAGAGCUUGGGCUUAAAACCUUCUGAGUAUGUUCCUUAUCUUCCUCGUAGUUUGAUGUUCUUGACUGAUGAUGGUUUGUUGCUUCAUAAUUAUACUGUUUUGUGUCGUUAUGGGAUUGCACGCAAUAAGAUAGGAAAGAUUUAUAAAGAGGCAAUAGAAGUCUUUCAAUAUGAUUUUGAGGUUUUGCCAUCAAAACUUCAGGCUUAUGAAGAACUAGGUAUCAGCCAAUCUGCUUUGAUUAAGUUUAUUGUUGCUAGUCCUUAUCUUUUAAUUGGGGAUGUGAAUGCUGCAUUUGUUGAGGUAUUGGAAAUAUUGAAGAGUUCUGGAUUUGAAACCUGUUGGAUUGAGGAGAAUUUGUUGGAAGAACAUUCUUAUAAUUGGAGCCGGAUGCUUGAAGUUCUACAUUGGUUUAGUGAGAAGGGUUGCAGUGAUGAGCAGUUGGGUGUACUAAUUGGUCAGCACCCAGAUAUUUUAUUUGAGGGAUCAGGGAGAACAACAUUUUCACUAAUUGGAUUCUUAUUGAAAUUUGGAUUCACUAUGAGCCAGAUAUAUUCAAUGUUUCUGCAGUUUCCAAAAAUUCAAGUUAUGAAAUUUGUUUUGAAUUUGAGGAAUUGCUUUUUGGUCUUUAAUAAGAUUGAGAUGGAGGUUGCAGAGAUCGGGAAGAUUAUCCGUUCUCACCCCCUGUUACUGGGUUCAAUUGCUAUAAAAAAAACCAACACCUUACUUACUGGAUUGAACGUCGGAAAGAAGCGCCUGUCUAGGUACAUACAGGAGAACCCAGAAGAAUUGAAGAAUUUGGUUUUGGGUAGAAGAGUUGAGCCACUUCCAGCAGCCGAAGAGGACCAAAUAUCAAAGGCACAGAAGCUUGAGUUCUUGUUAGACAAAGGUUUUGUAGAGAACUCAAACAAAAUGACAGCAGCACUAAAGGUAUUUCGAGGCAAAGGAACCGAGCUUAAAGAAAGAUUUGAUUGCAUUGUGAAUGCUGGUUUGGAUCGCAAGGAUGUCUGUAAAAUGAUUGAAGUAUCCCCGCAAAUACUUAACCUGAAAAAGGGUGUGAUAGAAAAGAAGAUUGAUUUUCUUGUAAAUCAUUUGGGUUACCCCAUAUCAUCUUUGGCGUCCUUUCCAUCAUAUCUUUCCUAUAGAACUGAAAGGGUCAAGUUUAGGGUAUUCAUGUACAAUUGGCUCGAAGGUCAAGGAGUGGUAGGCCCUAGGCCUGCUUUGAGCACUAUUGUUGCAAUGUCAGAUGCUAAAUUUUUGAAGGUAUAUGUAAAUCAUCAUCCUACUGGUCCUCAAGUUUGGAAGGAUUUCAAGAGUAAAUUUUAUUCCUAGUAUUAAAAUAUUGUGUUCUUCUCCUGGUAAGGUUCUGCAUUGCUGGGUGAUCCCAAGUUGGUACCAAUAUACUUGGUCCUUUUUCUUUUACAUGCUGAGAUUUUUAUUGAGCAUUAACAGUUUUCAGGUGAUAUGGCACAUAAGAACAAGCACAGGCAAAAUAGAAUUAAGACCAGGUUGUUUGAAGUGUGUGUUGUGUAUAUAUUUAGGAUUGACCAUCCGUUAAGCAUAAUGUUAAAUGUUAAAGUUGCGUCCAACAGAAACAAUGGGUAAAGUUAGAGGAUUUUAUGUAUUUAGAUACAAGUCCUAUGCUCUGUUCUCAAGAACCCCCUCAAGUGUGAUCCCAGUGAAACAAAAAUGUGUUUCAAUAAUAUCGUGACAUGGAGCACGUUUGGUCAAACUAGGCCUCGCAGAUAAAUUAUCAUUGGGGUACAAUGUUAAAGCUGGAGAAGCUGACCCAAAAGCAAUUGGCAAUAAGUGUAUAUGCUGGGGAUUUUGUAUAUGUGGUGUUAAGAAUGCUUGAUACAUGCUGGGGAUUCAAUGAUUCCAUCAUGUUUGCAUUUUGCAGUGAUGAAAUGAUUUAGUAAUAUCAUCACUAUUAUAAUCCAAUUCUUCUCUUCGUUUUUCACAUACUGACAUUUGAGUUUUAAUUUAUGUGCAGAUUUUUCUUAGUUUUGUUAAUUUUGGUGCAUCUCCACUUUGCAUAUAGCAAAUUGUACUUUCACAUACUCAGUAAAACUGUUUUAACCUCACAAA
Messenger RNA from Prunus persica (peach), 3159 nucleotides. RefSeq names its product transcription termination factor MTEF18, mitochondrial. Gene Ontology annotation, cellular component: chloroplast. Gene Ontology annotation, biological process: regulation of DNA-templated transcription; chloroplast organization. NCBI's taxonomy places the organism in Eukaryota, Viridiplantae, Streptophyta, Magnoliopsida, Rosales, Rosaceae. The record is from RefSeq and is a predicted model, not a curated record. The coding region runs from base 631 to 2403 and encodes 590 amino acids. Gene Ontology annotation, molecular function: double-stranded DNA binding. The transcript is spliced from 2 exons.